UUGGCUGCUUCGUUCGUUUCUCGUGUCCUCCCUAAUGUCUAGGACGCAAUGUGUAGUUCCGCCUUGAAAGGGUGACAUCGAAAUAGUAAUACUAGUUGGAAUAGGAAAGGAAUUAGGCAAAGAGAAGGUGCGGUUUAAACACCGGUAUUUAAACAUAAAUCUAUCCCGGAGGAUUUGACGCGGAUCGAACGGAUACGUCUUCAACCCAAACGUGUUGAGUAGAGUGACCAGACAGGAAGAUGGAUGAGCUACAGGAUGUGCAGCUGACUGAGAUCAAGCCCUUGCUGACCAAUAAGAAUUCACGUAACUUCCAGGACUUUGACUGCCAGGAGCAUGAUAUCGAGACUACCCAUGGUGUGCUCCAUGUGACCAUGAGGGGCGUUCCCAAGGGCAACCGGCCAGUCAUCCUCACCUACCAUGACAUCGGCCUCAACCAUAAGUCAUGCUUCAACACGCUGUUUAACUUUGAGGACAUGCUGGAGAUCACGCAGCACUUUGCUGUGGUCCAUGUGGACGCCCCUGGACAGCAGGAGGCGGCACCACCCUUCCCCACAGGGUACCAGUACCCUACUAUGGACGAACUGUCUGAGAUGCUGCCCUCGGUUAUGACUCAGCUCAAGGUGAACAGUGUGAUUGGGAUUGGCGUGGGAGCAGGAGCCUACAUCCUAUCCCGGUUUGCACUGAACAACCCUGCUCUGGUAGAGGGCCUGGUUCUGAUCAAUGUGGAUCCGUGUGCCGAGGGAUGGAUCGACUGGGCUGCCUCCAAGCUCUCUGGGUGGACCAGUAACAUUGUGGACACGGUGAUGGCUCAUCACUUCAGCACUGAUGAGCUGACAGACAACCAGGAGCUGGUCCAGACCUACCGCCUUCACAUCGCCCAGGACAUCAAUCAGGACAACCUGGCCCUCUUCUGUGCCUCCUACAACGGUCGUCGGGAUCUGGAAAUCGAGAGGCCAGUCAUUGGUCUUAAUGAGGACACAGUGAACACACUGACGUGCCCUUCUCUGUUGGUGGUUGGAGACACAUCUCCUGCAGUGGAGGCAGUGGUGGAGUGCAAUUCCAGGUUAAAUCCAACCAAGACUACACUGUUUAAGAUGGCUGAUUGUGGAGGCUUACCUCAGGUUGUGCAGCCAGGGAAACUGGCAGAGGCCUUCAAGUACUUUGUUCAGGGUAUGGGUUAUAUUCCCUACGUUCUUCUCAGUCACCUGAGCAACGAAUCAGUGCCAACGGCUGGAAUGACUCGUCUGGCCCGAUCCCGCACCACCUCCUCUACCAGCAUCACCUCCAUGGACAGCAGCCGCAGCCGCAACAUCAACAACCUGCUGGAGGGAGCCAACACCACCGGGGGUCUGGACAACCAGCCUGGGCCCCAGACCAUGGAGGUCUCCUGCUAAACCUCCCUAUCUCUUCCUCACUCCACACUGGGUAGCAGCCCUCAGUGGUGCCCCUAUCCUCCUCCAGUAACUUAUGUCUCCCUGUCUCUCUCUCCAACCCUGCUCCUAAAUUACUCAAUCCCAGGGGGUUAUGUGAUGAAUUGUGUGAUUAAUAUGAGAAUAUAUAUACAAAUGCAUAUUAAAUAUUAUACCGUAUACACGUCAAACUUCCAGUCACAAGCGGAGGGGACAAAAUAAAGAAUGAGUCAGAUAUACAUAUACUGUAUACGCAAAGGGUCUAGAGAUGGUACGAUCCCCCACCUUUCAUUUGAUACGUGUGCAUGUCUCCUUGUGCAAAGUGAAUCUGGAGACUUACUCUUCCAGAUUCAAUUACUAUAUGUCCCUCUUAUUUUGUUUUUCCCAUUAUUGCCUUUCACAUAUUUUAUUUAUUUGGUUCACCAUGUGUCUGUGUGUAGAUGAUUGGUUCCUGCGUCACAGGAGGGGUUGAAGAGUCCCAUCUCUCACAUCCACUGUAGCCCAAACACACACUCCCUCCUCAGUCCUUCUCUAUUCCUCUUAUCUAGAACACAAUUACACUAAAUACCUACAUUCAUUGCACAUAUUUAGACCACUUUUUUAAUUGAUAUUUUUUACAUUGUGAACUGUGAACACACGCCUCCUUUGAUUGUGUGGCAAAGUGUAGAUGUGUGAUAUACUGUACUGUACCUUGCUGCAUUGCUCUGUUCUGCCGAGUCACUCCAUUCACACUGUAGAAUGAUCACUCAAGCUGGGUACAAAACAUAAUAUUCAUGAUUUUCAAUACAUUACUCUGCAUUGUGUUCUUUUCCCAGGUGUAUGUGACAAAAAAAACACAUUAACAAAUAUAUAGUGGCCCAAUUCACAGAAUAAAUGCACUGUAUUUUGGUUGGACUAGGACAUUAUACUUGCUUUUUAGGAGGAAUAUGGAAAAGCAUAAAGAAAGGCAAUAGGAAAGAACUGUGGGUCAAUGUGAUUGUGUAGAUUAAAUGUUCCUUUCAUCUGUUUGUUUUAAAAAUGCUUUUUCUUUGUAAUUGAUGUCAUCUUCUUCUGUUUUACACUUUUGUAGUUUUUUUUGUCUGUUGACUCAUCUCUUGAGUAGACAUAGACAAUGAAUAACAACUUCAGCCUGUUAUGAUGUGGAAAUGUGUUCAGUCUUCACUGAGGGUCAGUGGUGCUUCCCACUGUCUGCUGAUUCAACUCAUUUAUACUACUGUACUACUAAAUAAAGCUAGAAGAUGAAAAAUUGUUAA
Molecule: messenger RNA, 2662 nt
Organism: Oncorhynchus nerka (sockeye salmon)
Lineage: Eukaryota; Metazoa; Chordata; Actinopteri; Salmoniformes; Salmonidae
Product: protein NDRG3-like
Exons: 16
Coding region: 240-1394 (384 amino acids)
Biological process (GO): signal transduction
Cellular component (GO): cytoplasm
Source: RefSeq, a predicted model, not a curated record